AUGGCCGCCAAAUGCUACGACCGCGACGGCAACGAAGACGUCACCCGAAUCCCCUGCUCGCAGGACGAAGACCCGGCCCAAUGCUGCGGCGAAGGCGAGUACUGCGCGAGCAACGGGCUCUGCGGCCGCAUCGAGGACGGCGACAUGGGACUAUGGCAGAAUACGUGCUCGGUGCAGGAUUGGAUCGACGGGAAUGUCACGACGUGUCCGACGCAGUGUGCUAGUAUACGGAAUGGCGGAAACGGCGUCACAGCCUGCGGCAACGAGACCUUCUGCUGCACGGGCUUCGGCGGCUGCGACUGCAACAAUUCAACGCAGACGUUUUCGCUCGCGGCGGUGGAGUUCGUCGUCACGAGUCUCUCGCCGGAGAGUACGAGCACCUCUAUCUCCUCGAGCACAACCACAUCUACAACCUCCACAACAACAUCGACAACAACACCCACAGACGGCGGCGACAGCACCGGCGACAGUGAUAGCGGGAGCUCAAGCCACCUGGGCGUCGGCCUAGGCGUGGGCUUAGGGGUCGGCAUCCCGCUGGUGCUGGGCGCGCUCGCAGCGCUCUGGUUCCUGCGGCGGCGGAAGCGCGGCUCGCGCGUGCCCACGUCCGAGCCGAACUCCAUGGAGGCGUUUGCGCCGACGCAGCAGGAUAAGCAUGUUGCGAAUGUCUAUGCGGAUGCGAAUACGGGUGCCGCGCAGGAGGGCUAUGUGCAGCCGCAGGGGCGGCCGCAUGCGCAGAUGCAGGAGUUGCCGGCGACGAGGGGGCAGGAGGGGCCGGCGGAGUUGCAGUAG
This is a messenger RNA of Aspergillus mulundensis, 789 nucleotides long. RefSeq lists its product as uncharacterized. The transcript has 2 exons. NCBI's taxonomy places the organism in Eukaryota, Fungi, Ascomycota, Eurotiomycetes, Eurotiales, Aspergillaceae. The record is from RefSeq and is a predicted model, not a curated record. Bases 1 to 789 code for a protein of 262 amino acids.